Geosmithia morbida is the source of this 2802-nucleotide messenger RNA. RefSeq names its product pre-mRNA-processing factor 6. Gene Ontology annotation, biological process: mRNA splicing, via spliceosome; spliceosomal tri-snRNP complex assembly. NCBI's taxonomy places the organism in Eukaryota, Fungi, Ascomycota, Sordariomycetes, Hypocreales, Bionectriaceae. Gene Ontology annotation, cellular component: catalytic step 2 spliceosome; U4/U6 x U5 tri-snRNP complex. The record is from RefSeq and is a predicted model, not a curated record. Bases 1 to 2802 code for a protein of 933 amino acids. Gene Ontology annotation, molecular function: protein binding. The transcript has a single exon.
AUGACGACCAGACGCGACUUCCUGAGUCAACCGGCUCCCGAAAACUACGUCGCAGGUCUGGGUCGAGGAGCUACGGGCUUCACUACCCGAUCCGACCUGGGCCCGGCCCGCGACGGACCGAGCGAGGACCAGAUCAAGGAGGCCCUCGCCAAGCGCGCCGCCCAGAUCGGCCUGGCAGCUCCCGACGGCGCUAAGAAGGGCGGCAAGAAAGACGAAGAGGACGAUGGCGGCGACGAUGACAACGAGCGGUACCAGGACCCGGACAACGAGACCGGCCUCUUCGCCGGCGGAGUCUACGACAAGGACGACGAGGAAGCCGACAAGAUCUGGGACUGGGUGGACCAGCGCAUGGACAGGAGGAAACGGCAGCGCGAGGCCCGCGAGGAGGCAGAGCGCCAAGAGUACGAGCGCAACAACCCCAAGAUUCAGCAGCAGUUCAGCGACCUCAAGCGCGCGCUCGCCACCGUCACCGAUGACGAGUGGGCCAACCUGCCCGAGGUGGGCGACCUGACGGGCAAGAACCGACGGAGCAAGCAGGCCCUGCGCCAGCGCUUCUACGCCGUCCCCGAUACCGUCCUGGCCGCCGCGAGGGACUCGACCGAGCUGGGCACCACCGUGGCCGACGACGGCGCCGCCUCUUCGUCCCACGACGCCGCCAACGGCACCAUGACCAACUUUGCCGAGAUCGGCGCCGCCCGCGAAAAGGUGCUCAAGUCGAGGCUCGAGCAGGCGUCGCAGGGCGGUGACGCCGGCGGCGGCAGCUCCACCAGCAUCGACCCCCACGGCUACAUCACCAGCCUCAACAAGAUGCAGAUCCCCGAGUCGCAGGCCCAGGUCGGCGACAUCAACAGAGUGCGCGAGCUGCUCCAGUCGGUCGUCAAGACCAACCCCAACAACGCCCUCGGCUGGAUAGCCGCCGCUCGACUCGAAGAGCUUGCCGGCAAGAUCGUGUCGGCGCGCAAGACCAUCGACCAGGGCUGCCAGCGCUGUCCCAAGAGCGAGGAUGCGUGGCUCGAAAACAUCCGGCUCAACCACGACUCGCACAAUGCAAAGGUCAUUGCCAGGAGGGCCAUCGAGGCUAAUGGCCGGUCGGUCAAGCUCUGGGUCGAGGCCAUGAGGCUCGAGAGCCUGCCGGCCAACAAGAAGAGGGUGAUACGCAAGGCGCUCGACUACAUCCCCGAGUCAGAGGCGCUGUGGAAGGAGGCCGUCAACCUCGAGGAGGACCCGGGCGACGCCAAGCUGAUGCUGGCCAAGGCCACGGAGCUGAUACCGCUAUCGGUGGACCUGUGGCUGGCGCUGGCGCGGCUGGAGACUCCCGAGAACGCGCAGAAGGUCCUCAACAAGGCGCGCAAGGCGGUGCCGACGUCGCACGAGAUCUGGAUCGCGGCGGCGCGCCUCCAGGAGCAGCUGGGCGCCGGCGAAAAAGUCAACGUGAUGAAGCGCGCGGUGCAGGUGCUGGCCAAGGAGUCGGCCAUGCCCAAGCGCGAGGAGUGGAUAGCCGAGGCGGAGCGGUGCGAGUCGGAGGGCGCGCUGGUGACGUGCCAGAACAUCGUGCGGGAGACGCUGGGGUGGGGCCUGGACGAGGACGACGACCGCAAGGACACGUGGAUGGAGGACGCGCGCGGCAGCAUCAACCGGGGCAUGUACGAGACGGCCAAGGCCAUCUACGCGUACGCGCUGCGGGUCUUCGUCAACAGCCGGACCAUGUGGACGGCGGCGGCGGACCUGGAGCGCAACCACGGGACUCGCGAGUCGCUGUGGCAGGUGCUGGACAAGGCGGUCGAGGCGUGCCCCAAGAGCGAGGACCUGUGGAUGGCGCUGGCCAAGGAGAAGAUGCAGGCGGGCGAGGUGGACGGGGCGCGGCUGGUGCUCAAGCGGGCCUUCAACCAGAACCCCAACAACGAGGACAUCUGGCUGGCGGCGGUGCAGCUCGAGUCGGAGAACGACAACGAGGAUCAGGCGCGCAAGCUUCUCGAGAUUGCACGCGAGCAGGCGCCCACGGACCGGGUGUGGACCAAGAGCGUCGUGUUCGAACGGGUGCUCGGCAACACGGAGGCGGCGCUGGACCUGACGCUCCAGGCGCUGCAGCUCUUCCCGGCCGCGGCCAAGCUGUGGAUGCUCAAGGGCCAGAUCUACGAGGACCUGGGCAAGACGGGCCAGGCGCGCGAGGCGUACGGGACGGGCGUCAAGGCGGUGCCCGGUUCGGUGGCGCUCUGGCUGCUGUACUCGCGUCUGGAGGAGAGGUCCGGGCUGACGGUCAAGGCGCGGUCGGUGCUGGACCGGGCGCGGCUGGCGGUGCCCCAGGACGCGCAGCUCUGGUGCGAGUCGGUCCGGCUGGAGCGGCGGGCGGGCAACACGGCGCAGGCCAGGUCGAUGAUGGCGCGGGCGCUGCAGGAGGUGCCCAGGAGCGGACUCCUGUGGGUCGAGCAGAUAUGGCACCUGGAGCCGCGGACGCAGCGGAAGCCGCGCUCCCUCGAGGCCAUCAAGAAGGUCGACAACGACCCGACCCUGUUCGUCGCUGUGGCGCGCAUCUUCUGGGGCGACCGCAAGCUCGACAAGGCCCAGAACUGGUUUGAAAAGGCCCUCGUGCUCGACAGCGACCGCGGCGACAGCUGGGCCUGGUACUACCGCUUCCUGUGCCAGCACGGCACGUCUGAGAAGAGGGCCGACGUCGUGACAAAGUGCGUUCUCAACGAGCCGAGGCACGGUGAGGUCUGGCAGGCCGUCGCCAAGGAUCCCAAGAAUGCGAGGAAGAGUGUCGAGGAGAUUCUGAAGCUGGUGGCGGCCCAAUUGGACGAGUGA